AUGUGGUCUACACGCGUACCGUCCUCUCGGCUGUCGUCCAGUCCCCACACAAGAGGAUGGCAGAGUCCACAGUUUUGCGACUAUCCGCAGGAGUUGGGACUGGCUUGGGAAGCACCAGCGCGGGUAUCCCAGGUGCAAAUCCUGUCGCAUCAGAGUAAAAUCGCCACCCAGAUCGAGCUGUUCGUAGGGCAUGGGGAUUCGUACGAGUCGGCGCACUUCAGGCGGCUUGGGUAUCUCAGUCUCAAUAGCAACGAGCGGUCCAAGUACCAAGCACGGGAGCUCAAGAGCGUUUACGUCAACGCUCCAGGACAGUACUUGCGAAUGCUAGUGCAUAAGUGCUACAUCAACGAGGUCAACCUUUUCAACCAGGUUGGAAUCGUCGCUGUUAACCUCCUUGGAGAGAAGCUCGGGAAACUAGCACCAGGGGCCUUGGAUGACCCCCCCGCACCAUACGGUGCAGGCCCCCGCACACUUCAGGCAUACCCUCCAGGGCAUACCGGGAGGGAGAUUGGGGCGACGAGGCCCAGCCACACGGAGUUGAACGAUCUGAGCUUCGACAUGAACUUUGACCCGGAAGCAGCUCAGCGGAUACGAGACAUCGCCAACGCGAAGGACAGGGCCGCACGUGCAGAGGACUACGAUACUGCUAAACUCCUCAAGGAGGCCGAGACUCAACUGAAGUCCCUCGGGAAACAACUGGCUAAACUAGAGGUUGCGAAAAGGCAGGCCGUGGAAGAUGAGGAUUACGACAGGGCCAAGAUGUUGAAGGUGGAAGCGGAUUCCCUCCGGUUGCAGAUCGCCGCGCACCCCAACCCGGAGCUCCGCACAAAGUUGGAAGAAGCAGGCGUUCAGGACUUGGAGGGCGAAGACAGGAUUGCACCGGGUUACAACGCAGGCCCUGGCAGGGAAGGAGGAGACUCUCCGGCUAGCCCGAACCAGCUUCCGGUGGACGAGCGACCUAUCGUUGCGCGCGAGCACGGCCAAGGACGUGCCGGUGCUAGCCCGGACGAGCGAUAUGGUGGUGGUAGUGGGUACGGCGGCACGGAUGCCUUGCAGGGCUCGCCACCGAAGGCGCCACCGCGGAUUCUCCACUCGGGUGAAGGGCGCAGGGCGCAUGGAUCACCAAACCAUUCAGCCCACCCAGAGAACGAGGGCUGGGAGGUCAGAGAUGGCGAAGAUGCAGAGGAAGGAAGGUACCCUCCUGGAGCACACCCCUUGGAGGGGGUACCUGAUCUUGAUCUUGAGGAUCUGGCGGAACCGGAGCCCUUGAGCGCCAAGGUGGAUCUCUCGGAAGUCCAAGGACUGAAUAACCUCUUGGGAGACUAUCUGACGCGAUGUCUGUACAGCAAGACGUGGUCUCUUCGGGAGGCUGCAGUCUUGAAGGUAUUCCUCACUACUCUGGACCUUCUGGAGGCAGUCCUGGUAUCAAUAGGGGCCUGCAAGGAAGCGCGGCACAACCAUGUCGUGGCCGCGCUGGAACCAACCGUCGCUACGCUCCUUAAGAAGCAAGGGGAUGGGCAAGCGCGCCUUCGAGACGGGGCGAUGAAUGGCCUCGUAGCUGUGGCCCGCUGCCGCACGGCUGGACCGGUGUUCGUGAGCCAUGUAGCCCUCAAGCCGCUGGUGAAGAAACAACUGUCAGCAUGGAGACCAAUCACGGCUAGACUGGUUCUAUUGAGGAAGCUGGUCAGCGAGUUUGGUCUCGAGGGCGGCGGCUUGACGGCUGACGGUAUCAUGAGCUUCAUUCAGUCUUGCAACGGGUUCGCGCACAGCAACGGCGACGUGCGAGACGCAGCGAGAGAAUUGACGGUGGCGCUACACGGCCUCGUUGGAGAAGAAAUUGAACCGUACCUAACGGGGCUCAGACCGAAGCAGCUGGACGAGUAUCACGAAGCGUUUCGGCAUUCGGGUGGUAAGACAAGCCGCCGAGCUUCCAGCGCAACUCGGACCCGGACCACUCCUCGUCGAGGCGAACCCGAACGUUCCCCGCGCGAAACGGCCACCCCAAGGACUGCCCGCAGCGCUGGCGGCAGCAGUAGAGAGAAGACGGGAACCCGUCCUGACCAGAGCCGCAGCCCAUUGCGGACAGAAAGAGGCGGUGCGCAUGCAUCCCCGGCGAAGUCGCCGACUCAAGCUUUUACGGCUGAGGAGACCGACGUUGGGCAGACGAAGGAAUCAGAGGAGAUGGAUGAUGACGUGUCGUACACGUGUCAGUUCUGUGGAAAGUACGACCCUUCCUUCACCGACGAAAAGCUCGACAUGCACUACUGGCAGAACUGCCCUCUUUUGAUGAGCUGCGAAGAGUGCGGCCAGGUGAUCGAGAUAUCUUCCAUACCAGAACACCUCUUGGAAGAGUGUCAGAACCGUGAGAACUACACGGAGUGCGAAAUCAGCCAUCUCGCUAUCCGCAUCGAGGACCUUGACAAGUGGCAACGCUCGAAGUCGUGCAAGCCUCCUGGGAAGGGUGGACCAGGCAGCACUUGUCCGCUUUGCUUCGAAGAUGUUGGGAGUGCUGACGACGAGGAGUAUUGGCGUGCCCACCUCAUUGAUAGGUGCACCCGGAAUCCCCGGCGAGUUUAGGCCGCAAAGCGACGCCUUGGUUGUAAGAGCAAUUGGUAAAAUUUGUUUCCUAGAUUGCUGUGUGGGAAAGACCGGGAGUGCACAACCGGGCACAGCAGAUCAUGAUGGAAAUAUCUGUGCAGGGCAAACUGCACUUUGUAUGUAGUCUAGUAGGGCGUUUAAGUGUUGUGAGGUUUUGAAAAGCGUUUAAGUGGUACGAUAUAUACGUACAAGUGGAUUGAUUGUGUUCUCUAGUUGUGGCAAUGGACUUAGUUGUGGUGUGAAGUUUUUAUCAUUCUGAUACAUGUAUUUUUUUGCAGAAGAAAGUGGUGUUAUGCGUUUGGGGUGGAAGAAAGGUGGAACGGGUGUGCAUAACGCUACGUCUGUCUCUGAG
This is a messenger RNA of Ectocarpus siliculosus, 2950 nucleotides long. NCBI's taxonomy places the organism in Eukaryota, Phaeophyceae, Ectocarpales, Ectocarpaceae. The record is from the annotation of a GenBank genome assembly.